Messenger RNA from Nematolebias whitei (Rio pearlfish), 2486 nucleotides. It is a transcript of the gene hexd, whose product is annotated as hexosaminidase (glycosyl hydrolase family 20, catalytic domain) containing. Gene Ontology annotation, molecular function: hexosaminidase activity. The transcript is spliced from 12 exons. The coding region runs from base 91 to 1533 and encodes 480 amino acids. Lineage: Eukaryota; Metazoa; Chordata; Actinopteri; Cyprinodontiformes; Rivulidae. The record is from RefSeq and is a predicted model, not a curated record. Gene Ontology annotation, biological process: carbohydrate metabolic process.
UCAUUAUUAAUAAUUAUUUUGGUCGGAGGUGCGCAUUACUUUUAAACAACCUGCUGUCCUCUCCUAGAAACCAGUGAAGUAACGGGCAGAAUGACUUGCUCACCUUGGCCCAAAGGGAAGAAACUCGUUCACCUGGAUUUGAAAGGCGCCCCCCCACGAGUGGAACACCUCCACAGGCUGAUUGAGCUUCUGUCUCAACUGGGAGCUGAUGGUCUGCUGGUGGAGUAUGAAGACAUGUUUCCUUAUGAGAGUGGGCUGCAGCUGCUGCAGGCCACAGCACAGCCCGCUUACAGCCGAGAGGAAGUAUUGUCCAUGCAAGAGUUUGCCAAAUCCAGAGGCCUGGAGGUGAUCCCACUCGUGCAGACCUUUGGUCACAUGGAGUUUGUGUUGAAGCAUCGGUCCAUGUGGCACCUCAGAGAGGUCCCGCACUGCGUGGGCACCCUCAACCCCCACAAAGAGGAGGGGGUGGAGCUGGUGAUGGAGAUGCUACGUCAGGUGGUGUCUUUGCAUCCCGGUCUAAGUACGCUGCACAUCGGAGCAGACGAGGUUUACCUGCUUGGAGAGGGGGAGGAUUCUAAAGGGUGGCUGUCUUCACCUGGACAUUCGGUGGAGCAACUUUUCCUCAGUCACGUGACAAAAGUAGCCAAGGCUAUAAAGGAGACGUGGCCACACUUGACCAUCAUAAUGUGGGAUGAUAUGAUGAGAAGUAUGAGCCAGGAUACAUUAAAAGCAAGCGGUCUGGUGGGACUUGUGCAGCCGAUGUUGUGGGACUACACCCCUAACCUGGAUGUGGACAAAACUGUGUCUCUGCUGGAGAAGUACUGCAGUGCUGGGAUGUCUGAUCUAUGGGCAGCAAGCUCCUUUAAAGGUUCCACCAGUGUCUACACCUGUGUGACCUGCACGCAGAGACACGUGGACAAUCAUCUGCAGUGGCUGAAAGUGUCUGCUUCUCUGUCUGCCGCCAUAAACCUGCGAGGCAUCGCCAUCACAGGCUGGCAAAGGUACGACCACCUGUCGGUGCUGUGCGAGCUGAUGCCCGUAGCUGUCCCGUCCCUCGCAGCCUGUAUCCAGACUCUUGUCUACGGGGAGUUCAGCUCUGAGGCUCACAACAAAGUAACAGAGACGUUGGGAAUAUCUUCAGUGGAGGUGGAGGCCAUGGAGAGGACAUCUGCUGGGGAGACAUUGUUUCCAGGUAGCGGGCUGGCCGAACUGAUUGUGGAGCUCAGUCGACUACUAAACUCAGAGGACCUGAGGUUCUUUGAAAGCAACAUGUACAUGAGAGGAUGGUUCAGCCCCCACCACCAACGGCAGAAGAUCGUAAACCCUCUGAUGGCCAUGCAGCUUCACAGCCAGGCGUCGGUGUAUUUGGAAACAUUAGAGAAGAAGGUGGAGGCAUUGAAGAAGGAGAUGGUGGAUCUCUACCCCGCUGCUACAACUCAGGAGUGGAUCGAGGAGCACGUGAGCCCCGUGAUGGCUCCUCUGCAGCGUUUAACAGAAGACGUCCAGGCUUGUCUGAAGGAGAUGGUGCCGUAAAAUCACUGACGGCCGUGCGUAAAAGGAAGUCCACGUCCUUUUUGUCAUAUGGUUUUAUGUAUUAGGAUGUCAUAAAACGAUCUGGUCUGUAUCAGGUUCUAAACUUCUUCAAACAGAAUGUCAAGCGUAGAAAAGCGCGCAACAGAUUUCAUUCUGCUGUUGUUUAAUAAACACAACGCCAAGGCAGGAAGGCAUCAGCAAUAAACAACUGUUGUUCCCCAUCAGUCUAGAAAUGGUUAUAGAUAGGACCAUUUUUAAACUUGAAGUCCACCCAUCUAUAGAAGCAAAGAUCAUUCACAAGUUGGAAACAUUUAAGAAAGCUGUCAAUCCUCCCAGAUGUCUCCACAAAUUCACCCCAAGAUCAGACUGUGCAAUGUUCAGACAAAUGACAGCAGAACUCAACAGCUCCAUCUUAGACUCUACAGGCCUCAGUGAAGAGGUUAAAGGUCACGACGCAUACAAACUUAAAACAGGUGUGGUUUGUUUGGACGGGCGGCACGAGCUAGAAUCUAAAAACGAACACACGAGCAUGACUUUGGUUCGCUAAAUUAUAUCUAAAUAAACCACAAGACUUUUGGAACAAUUCGACUCGGCUCUUACAGACGUGGUGCUGGAGGGGUGACGAUUUGGAGUUCUGCAGCCACGGGACCUGGACCUGCAGUCAUGAGUGGACCAUGACCUCCUCUGUAGACCAAAGGCUUCUAGAGCCAAACGUGAGACCAUCUGUCUGACAGAUGAAGAUUGGACCAAACUGGGUCAUUAAGCAGAACAAUGACCCAGAACACAGCAGAUAAUCUACAACAGAGUGGCUCAAAAAGAAAAGAACGAAGAUGUGAUGGUCCAACGUCCAGACGUCCACCUGACAAGGCUGUGGAGGAACCUUUAAUGAGCUGAAACUGAUCAAUGAAUAAAGCAGCACUGAUGGGAAUGGGCCAAAAUGUCUCCACAACCAU